This is a messenger RNA of Pestalotiopsis fici W106-1, 915 nucleotides long. RefSeq lists its product as uncharacterized. NCBI's taxonomy places the organism in Eukaryota, Fungi, Ascomycota, Sordariomycetes, Amphisphaeriales, Sporocadaceae. The transcript has 4 exons. The coding region runs from base 1 to 915 and encodes 304 amino acids. Gene Ontology annotation, molecular function: oxidoreductase activity; fatty acid synthase activity. The record is from RefSeq and is a predicted model, not a curated record. Gene Ontology annotation, biological process: secondary metabolite biosynthetic process; fatty acid biosynthetic process.
AUGGAUGCCAAGACAUUUGUCACGGUCGGCUCUGAAGAAAAGCGCCAGUUUCUCAUUGACAAUUACGAUAUUCCACCCAGUCACAUAGUCUCUCCCAGAAAUGUAAAGUUUGCCAAGUCGAUCCUGGAGGUCGCACAGGGUCGCAGCGUCGACAUUAUGAUCAACCCGCUCACGGAUGAGAUGCUGGAUUUGACGUGGCGGAUUUGCGGCGACGGAGGUACCAUGGUCGAAAUUGGCAAGAAAGAUAUUGUUGAUGGUAAGAUGUUGUCAAUGGAGCCGUUGCACAGGAAUUGCUCCUUCAGAGCAAUGGACUUUUCCUAUACAAAGGAUAUCUCGGACCCUCUGAUCGAAAGGUACGGCGGACUGCUGAGCGAAAUCUUUGACUUGGUCAACGCCGGCCAUAUAUAUCCUGUGCACCCGAUCACCACUUCUGUCUUCAACGACGUCCCCUCGGCGCUGACCUAUAUUCGCAGUGGUCGUCACAUUGGCAAAGUUGUGAUCGAGAGAGAGAGUGACAAGGAUGUCCGUGUCCCAAUCCGUCCAGUGCUUCCUAGGCUCGCACUGCAGCCAGAUGUCUCCUAUCUUAUCGUCGGAGGGUUAAAGGGUCUUUGCGGUAAUCUAGCCAUAUACAUGGGACAGCGUGGGGCAAAGCAUAUCAUCGUGUGUUCGAGGAGUGGUAUUGCAGACGAGGCAUCUCAGAGCAUCGUAGCGAAUUGCGUGGCGCACGUGUGUCAAGUUGUUGAGGCUGGAGGUGACAUUGGUGAGCCGGACUUUGUGCGACAGCUAUUCUCAGAAGCAGAACCAGUGAUAUCUGGUGUUGUCCAGGGAGCUAUGACUUUGAGAGACAAACCGUUUGAGACAAUGACGAUAGAAAAUUACCACACUGCAAUUCACGCCAAGAUUGCCUGUACUUAG